Messenger RNA from Umbelopsis ramanniana AG, 4360 nucleotides. RefSeq lists its product as uncharacterized. Gene Ontology annotation, molecular function: mRNA binding; helicase activity. The record is from RefSeq and is a predicted model, not a curated record. The transcript is spliced from 16 exons. Bases 18 to 4286 code for a protein of 1422 amino acids. Lineage: Eukaryota; Fungi; Mucoromycota; Umbelopsidomycetes; Umbelopsidales; Umbelopsidaceae. Gene Ontology annotation, biological process: mRNA splicing, via spliceosome. Gene Ontology annotation, cellular component: catalytic step 2 spliceosome.
GCACGCUUGAAGCACUGAUGAGCCGUAAAACGACGCUUCCUACCUAUGCUGCUCCAACAGAAUUACCUCCUUCUGCGCUAGCUGGAGGAAAGGGUAAACAAUUCACGCAAGUGGAUGUUCAAAACGAUCCGGUCUUUGCUCUUGCAAAGAAGCACUGGGACACCGACAAUCACAAAGUCAAGUGGAAUGCAAAGAUCGUUGAGGAGAUCGCAGCAGAUUAUUUUGGAUCGACAUCAUGGGACGGUCGUAAAGUCAUGCUUCUAGAGUUGUUGCAGUUUCUCGAAAAAUACCUUUGGCCACACUUUGACUUGACCAAAAGCUCUCUAAACCACGUAUUGUCCAUCUGCGUUAUGGUGAACGAAAAAUGUCGUCAGCAUAUCUCACCAUGGGAUACCAUCACCCAGGAAGGCGACAAAUUCUCACAACUUUUCCAACGCGUUACCGAUUUGCUCUUGGAAGAAAGUGAUGAUAUCGAUAUCCACGUUCGUCGAAUUCUUCUCAUGUUCGUCAUUAAUUGUUACCGCAGUUUCGAAAAUCCCAUCGUUAGAAAGGAAUGCAUGAAUUUACUGUCAAUUGCCAUCUGGACUCCCAUUUCUGAGUUGAAACGUGAAGCCUACUACGAAGAAUAUCCGCCUCUUCGAAAGCUCUGGAAUACUUCACAGAAGAAGCUUAAGACUGCCGAUAAAGACAGCAAAGCGGCUUUAGAAAAGGGUGCCAAUUGGAUCUCUACUUUGUUACAAAAGUUUCUUACAACUCUAUACAGCAUCCCGCAGCUUGGAGAUGUUCCAGUUGAGACUAUUCGCUUCGCGGAACGUUGCGUGGAAUUUUUCAUCGAUCUGGAAUCACAGCUUCCUACUCGCCGAUUCUUCAACACCUUGUUGGCCGACCAGCAAGUGAUUAUUUUGGCUACGAUGGCACCAUUCAUGAAGAGAGAAGAGCAGGAUGUUCAGCUUUUGCAGAAGUUAUUGGAUAUUCUUACAUUCUAUUCUGGGUUUGAGGUCAAUGACCACACUGGUCUAGCCCUGACAACGAAUGAUAUGACUCAAGCACAUUGUGACAGACUUGUGUCUUUGCAACAUGUCGCCUUCCAACAAUUCCGAUCAACUCUUCCUGAUUUACCUUUAGCGAACUUGGCAUCUCUGGAAACACGACCUAAUCUCUUGAAACACUUCAAGCCACUCUCAACUGAUGAUCUUGUUAAAUUGUGUGACGCACUUCAUAUCCGAACUGAUUUGAUUCUGGAUGCGGCCACACUUCAAGAAGCUGAUGUUGACGUUAGAGAUGUCUUGUUGGAGUCAUUGGUGACGAAGUUUGUGAAGCGUGAGAGCCAGAUUGACAAAAUCAAUGCCACACCGUUGUACCCGAAUGAGGAGAGUCUGUUUAGCGAAACUUUGAUCAAUGCACAGUUCUAUUCAGGAGAUGUUCCACUGGCCUUACCUAAACUCAAUUUACAAUUUUUGACCAUUCACGACUAUUUGCUUCGCAAUCACGAUCUUUUCAAUUUGGAAGCUUCAUAUGAAAUUCGCCAAAACAUUGAAGAUGUUGUGAAGAGAUUAUCGCCUCGCUUGACAUAUCCUGAUCGAAAGACUGAAUUUGCUGGUUGGGCUAGAAUGGCUGUUGCCGUAUCUAACUUCACGAUCGUCGACGUUGCCAAAGCUAACCUUGGCGAAAAUCAGCCUGCCUAUGUCAAAGCUGACGUUACUUUUGACAUUGGACGGUUUACUCAAUCUAUCAAGUCGGAAUGGGAUCGACUUAGACCACAUGAUGUUCUGUUCUUACUCACCAUCCAAGCGACCGACAAUAGUGGCUCAGCGUACAAGGAAGACAAAGAUUUCCGUUCUCAUUUCGGAUUGAAAUAUAUUAGAGGCUGUGAGAUUUGCGAUAUCAUUGGUGGCGAUGGAAAACCUAUCACUGAGCAAGGAAAGCCUCGCAUCGACGACUUUAGCCGCAAGAUGUCAGGUUCCUCUAGAACUGUUCGCGUACUGCUCGACCCCAAUCAGUAUAAGACGGACAUGGAUCGCUUCAAUAGAAAGGAGUCCGGAGAUGUAUAUGAAACGUUCAAUGUGUUGGUUCGUCGACGUCCUGAGGAGAACAAUUUCAAAGCAGUCUUGGAGACUAUUCGGGAUCUUAUGCAGAGUGACCUUGUCGUCCCUGACUGGUUACAGAGAGUUUUCCUUGGUUACGGUGAUGCCAGCAGUGCCCAUUACACCAACAUGCCAAAUCGUGUGCGCGAAAUCAACUUCCGUGAUACCUACCUGGACUGGAACCAUCUAAAGGAGAGCUAUCCUGGAAAGAACAUAGUAGCAGCCAAUGGCAGUAAGAAGCCGCUUAAUCCACCUUACAUUGUUGAGUUCAUUGAGCCUGAAGCUGCAGAAGAAGAGGUUCCCAAGAAGAAAAAGUCAAAAACUGUCAAUGGGGCAGCCAAGACCAACACCAAAGAAACUCUACGAGUGUCGACGUGCCCUACCUUGAACAUGGGACCAUAUCCUCAAGACAUUCCUAAGACAAACACCAUAAGAUUUACACCUGCUCAAUCCGAGGCAAUCCAUUCCGGUAUGAAUCCUGGUCUGACCAUGAUUGUUGGUCCUCCUGGCACUGGCAAAACUGAUGUUGCCGUUCAAAUCAUUGCCAAUUUGUAUCAUAACUUCCCUAAUCAGCAUACACUACUCAUCACACACAGUAAUCAAGCCUUGAACCAGCUUUUCGAAAAGAUUAUGGCACUAGAUAUCGAUCAGCGUCAUUUGCUUCGAUUGGGCCACGGAGAAGAGGAGCUCAACACCGAUCAAAGCUUUGGAAAGUUUGGUCGUGUCAACUCAUUCUUGGAGAGAAGAUUGUAUCUUCUUCAAGAAGUUGAUCGUCUGUCUCAGUCCCUCAAUAUUGAAGGUGCACACGGCUCUACAUGCGAAACAGCUGGUUACUUUUACUCCAUGCACGUCCUUCCCAUUUGGAACGCGUAUAUAACUGCCGCAAAGGAAAUAGCUACCACUGAAGCUCUAGAGCAGAAGUUCCCUUUUGCACUGUACUUCGCUACUGCUCCUCAGCCAUUAUUCACGUCCGACAUGGCCUAUGAUGAUGCUCUCACUGUUGCUGAAGGAUGCUUCCGGCAUUUGGAAAAGAUGUUUACCGAAUUGGAAGACAUUCGACCUUUCGAGUUGCUUCGAACCGGAACAGAUAGAGCAAACUAUCUCUUGACCAAGGAAGCAAAGAUUAUUGCUAUGACUUGCACGCAUGCGGCACUCAAGCGCCGAGAGCUUGUAGGACUCGAGUUCAAGUACGAUAAUGUCAUUAUGGAAGAAUCUGCACAAAUUCUCGAAGUGGAAACCUUCAUCCCACUUCUCUUGCAAAACCCAGAGGAAGGCCGUAGCCGCUUGAAGCGUGUUAUUAUGAUUGGUGAUCACAAUCAAUUGCCUCCUGUAGUGAAGAACAUGGCUUUCCAGCAAUAUGGCAACAUGGAGCAAAGCAUGUUUACUCGUUUCGUCCGUCUUGGUGUUCCUUCCAUUGAAUUAGAUGCUCAAGGUCGUUCCAGGUCCACUAUUGCCCAGCUUUAUAAUUGGCGUUAUAAUCAACUUGGUGAUCUGCCUAACAUUUCUGAGUUUCAAGAAUAUCAAAAGGCCAAUGCUGGCUUCGUGCAUGAUUACCAAAUGAUCAACGUGGACGAGUAUCAAGGCAAAGGAGAGUCAGAACCUGUGCAAUACUACUACCAGAAUCUUGGUGAAGCUGAAUACGUGGUUGCUGUCUUCCAGUACAUGCGCUUAAUAGGAUAUCCCUCCGACAAGAUCACAAUCCUGACAACCUACAACGGACAAGUGUCUUUGAUCAACGAUGUCAUUACACAACGGUGCUCAUGGAAUCCAUUCCUCGGCCGUCCAGCUACUGUUACCACUGUUGACAAGUACCAAGGACAGCAAAACGAUUAUAUCCUUUUGUCCUUGGUGCGUACAAAAGCUGUUGGCCAUCUUAGAGACAUUCGACGUCUGAUCGUUGCCAUGUCUCGGGCUCGUCUUGGUUUAUAUGUCUUCUGUCGACAGCAGCUUUUCCAAAACUGCCUUGAGCUCUCCAAUACUAUUUCAAAGUUCUCUGAAAGACCUGACAAGUUGCUGCUACAACUGAACGAGAGAUACCCUCCUGUUCGUGGCGUAGACGAGAAGACAGAGCCGUUCGAGAUCGAGGACGUCGAUCAUUUGGGUAAAUUCGUCUACCAAAUGAUGGAAGAACAACUGGAGUUUGCCAAAAAGCAAGAGCAGGAAAAAGCAAAAGAGGAUGAAAUGCAAGUCGAUUCAACCUAAGGCAACUCAAACCCCUCCCCCAAAAAAAAGAAAUAGAAAUUUGUGUAUUAUAUCUAUUGCAGUGAUACUGUAAU